CACUGGAGGAACACGAUGCCAUCGUGCCAUCGCACGCAAGUGCAUUCGAGCGUAUUCCGGUGAAACUAUUUACCACAACAGCUCUCCAUGGUGUUCGAGUAUGCGACAAAUACAAGCGCUCCUCGUCCGGUGGAUUGCGACUAAAACUGCUCGUGUUGUCAUGGACGCCACGUCGACGCUGCGAGCGCUGCUCCUGCUUGGAGGUAACCUGGUAGCCGGGCCCUUCGUCUACUGGCUACACAUUCGGGCAGACGUUCGGCAAGAAUGGCUCGUAUACCAUCGUACGGCCCUGCUGAUUUCCGGGGGUGCUUUGUUCGGCAUGGCCUUCGUCGACAUGCUGUACUCAGGGUCCAGGAUGUUGAACCAGACUGGGAAUUACGAGAAGCCAGUGGCGGAAAUAGUUGUGUGCAUCGGGUUCGCCGUGGGCCUCUGCCUCCAGCAGUUGGGCGUUGUUCUCGCCGACCGAGCUGAACGCAGGAGGAUGUCUAGGAGCGUGUCAGCCACAGAAAGCACCAUGCUGUCCUCUUACUCAGAAAACGUCGACUACGGUGCCACAGAAUCUGCUUGCGCCGUUCACGGAAGGCGCCAAGAAGACAAACCGCUGUCCCACGUGGGCAUUUGGGCUUCCUUGGAAGCUCUAGGAUGCCUCUGCGUCUACUACACGCUCCACUGCCUGCUUCUAGGUCUAUUACCCGAUCAAGCUACAGCCGAAGCCAGCGACGGCUUCAAGGCAACCGAAGUGAACACCGUCUUGGGCUCCGUCGCACUCGCCGUAGUGAUGUACUCGUCCCAACCACAGCCGGCGAUGCUCCUCGCGGCAUCGUUUCUGUCAGCUGUCCUGCCAGCUGUGGCCUACACCAUAGGCUGCUUCACGACUAAGUGGAGUGUCUCGAUGUUCUACGCGGGCAUUGCCGACACGUUCUGCUGCGGCGUGCUCAUGUGCGCGAGCGUUCUCGGCGUAGUGUGUCCGUACAGUCGAUCGAAAACGGGCUGUAAUUCGUUCCCGCCUGCGGCAGCUGGCCUCGUGUGCGCAAUCCUCGUGCGCUUUGCCCUUCCAGGAGCAUGGUGACAAGGUCAUUCGUACGGACUAGCAAUAUCGCUCGCUUCGCGUGAUGGACGCUGCGUGAGGUGACUCUGGACUCUUCUUGACACGUCGACCGCGUUGUGCUCGGGUUGCUGCCUCGUUGUCGACACGAGGUGCUUUUCCACCUUCUUGAAGAAACUUUAAAGUCUUCAAGAAGUCGGAAAGUUGCGUGCUAUGGCCUGUACGCGAAGCGCGCACUGGUAAAAACUGCACUGAAAUUAACUGCGGUGUCUGCAUACAACUGCCACGUUAAGAAAACGGGUUUAUCUGAUGUCGCGCAUAAACAGUGAGAAGAAGAGAUGAUUUGUAGCCUCAUCAACAAUUUGAGCGCCGGACUGAAACACGUCUUUUUUUUAGUUUUGUGAACGCAUAUUCGAAGACCUCGGGUAUAGCCUAUCCUACAUCUACACGGUAGCAUGUUCCUGUAGACUUCUUUCGAAUGAUGUAUACUGUCACUUGUCCCGUUAAUGGGGACGGCAAUCGCCGGGCGGAUUCUAAGGGCUGGCGUCAAGGCCCUCCGAAAACGCACCACGAAAGCGCGGACAAUUUAGAGUUGGUCCUUUGGUGCGCCAGCGAACGCCGGUUGUGGUCCAAAGACCGAGUCAGAGCCGAGAGUCGAUAACACAGACGAAAACGAAAUAUAUUCUCACUUAAGGCAAUACAAAUAAUACAAACACAUGCACACUCGGCUGGUACCAGUUACAACUUCACAAUAUAAUUCAGAUGGUGUUUACACAACGGGAGCUAAACAAACAGAUCACACGCUACGAAUGCAAUCGCAUGCAUUACAACUAUUCAACGACAGUUAAAGUCCUGAAUAAACAAUGGCGUAUCCAGUCCACAAUACUUGGACGGUAAUCGAAUGCUUCUCU
Molecule: messenger RNA, 1956 nt
Organism: Rhipicephalus sanguineus (brown dog tick)
Lineage: Eukaryota; Metazoa; Arthropoda; Arachnida; Ixodida; Ixodidae
Exons: 4
Coding region: 101-1069 (322 amino acids)
Source: RefSeq, a predicted model, not a curated record